Eremothecium sinecaudum is the source of this 891-nucleotide messenger RNA. RefSeq names its product holocytochrome c synthase CYC3 (gene CYC3). The record is from RefSeq and is a predicted model, not a curated record. Gene Ontology annotation, molecular function: holocytochrome-c synthase activity. Gene Ontology annotation, cellular component: mitochondrion. Gene Ontology annotation, biological process: cytochrome c-heme linkage. NCBI's taxonomy places the organism in Eukaryota, Fungi, Ascomycota, Saccharomycetes, Saccharomycetales, Saccharomycetaceae. The transcript has a single exon. The coding region runs from base 1 to 891 and encodes 296 amino acids.
AUGGGCUGGUUUUGGGCUGAUGCCAAUUUUAAACGUAAUAGUGCGGCUAAUUUUGCCUCUAUGGAAACCUCUAGCUCGCCAUCGAAAUGCCCUGUAAUGCCUACAAAAAACGAAUCAAGCACAUCAGGAUGCCCUGUAAUGCCUUCAAAAUCCGAAACAAGCACGUCGGGAUGUCCAGUUAUUGCUGAUGAUGCUCCUGCGCACGGUAUAAAUCCCUUAAACAACAUGCCAUACUCUCUUGACGAAGUUAAGCAACCGGGACAAAAGUUGGAUUUGUCAACUUCGGGAACCGUAAGCAGUAUUCCAAAAGGUACAACAGACAGCCAGGGAAAUCCAGAAUACUGGGAAUUUCCUUCACCACAAAAGAUGUACAACGCGAUGUUACGUAAAGGCAAAAUAGAUCCUAACACUGGCGAGCAGAUACCUGAAGAUGCGGUUGAAUCAAUGGUGUUUGUGCAUAAUUAUUUGAACGAAGGUUGCUGGGAAGAGAUUUUGGAGUGGGAGAAACCUUAUAUUGAGGCUGCAAACCAGGCUCCAAAGUUGUGGAAGUUUAUGGGUAAGCCUCAUCAGUUAACCCCUAGAGCUAGGUGUUACCACUGGCUGGGAAUGUUGUUUCCAUCUAAGUUCUCAUCUGAAUUGCCAUUUGACAGACACGACUGGAUUGUCCUUCGACCCGAUCCUAACUCAGUUUCUGGAGAUCAUCCUGGUUACCGUAGUGUGCGCUAUGUGAUCGACUUUUAUGGUGGUCCAGAUGAUGAGCACGGAUUACCAACCUUUCAUUUAGAUGUUAGACCCGGUCUAGAUAAUCUCACAAACGCCAAAGAUAGAUUUCGCAAAUGGACUCAACCUGUUUUAGAUAAGUAUUUCCCUAAUGAUAAUAGAAAAAUAUAG